Trichoderma atroviride IMI 206040 is the source of this 1275-nucleotide messenger RNA. RefSeq lists its product as uncharacterized. Gene Ontology annotation, molecular function: transmembrane transporter activity. Lineage: Eukaryota; Fungi; Ascomycota; Sordariomycetes; Hypocreales; Hypocreaceae. Gene Ontology annotation, biological process: transmembrane transport. The record is from RefSeq and is a predicted model, not a curated record.
UCGAUAUUCUCAAAGCUCUUUUGGACGCCGCCGUGGUCGAGAUGGAAUCCGGAAAGAGACUUUGAAAUGAAUUGGAGCUUGACAUGUCUGUUUGGAUUUGUGGCUGCGUUUAGUGUCGCGAAUCUCUACUAUACCCAUCCGAUUCUUCAUGUCAUAGCGGUAGAUUUUGAUAUUUCAGAGGAGCGUGCGUCGCUCGUUCCAACGCUGCUUCAGACUGGCUAUGCGACUGGCUUGCUCUUCAUCGUCCCGGUGGGAGAUCUUGUGCUUCGCCGGCGGAUGAUUAUUUGCUUAGUUUUUGUGACCUCCAUGAUUUGGCUUGGCUGCUGCCUGACGAAGAAAUUCGAAGUCUUCCUCGGCCUAUCAUAUAUUGUUGGUCUCUUCACCGUCACGCCGCAACUCAUGUUUCCCCUGACGGUGCGCUAUGCUCCCGCCCGGCAUCGAGCCACGAUGACGGCCAUUGUCAUGUCCGGGCUUGUCUUUGGAGUCCUGAUUGCGCGUUUGUUUUCCGGCAUUGUAACCCAGUAUGCGGGUUGGCGCGUCAUGUACUGGGUGUCCUUUGGCCUGCAACUUGCAAUUAUCCUUCUCGUCUUUCUGUUCAUGCCGGAUUUUCCUAUUCUGCGGCCUGGCGGAUCCUAUCCCGGUGUUCUUCUCAAGAUGGUACAGCUGCCUUUCCAAUAUCCCGAGUUGACCCAGUCGUCCAUAGUGGCCUUUCUGAACAUGGGAAUGUUCACGUCCUUCUGGACGACUUUGACGUUUCAGCUGGCUGGCCCUACUUUCAAUUUGUCGACUCUAGUCAUUGGUCUUUUUGCCUUGGUUGGCAUGUCGCCGGUUAUAAUCAGCCCUCUGUUCACUCGCUAUGUGAUGGUACAUCUUCAUCCAACCGGCUCUUUGAUCAUAGCGCAAUUGAUAUUGAUCACGGCUGCUUGCAUCGGAACAUUUACCGGCACAUUUUCGCUGGCAGGACCCAUCAUCUGGGCCUGCAUUGGAGACUUGGGUAACAACAUUGCGACUGUGUCCAACCGCAUGCUGUUUGCACAUGUCGAACCCACUGCGCAAAACACCGUCAACUCGGUCUACAUGGUGUUUACUUUCUGCGGCCAACUGUUUGGAACAGCGGUGGGAAACAAGCUGUAUGCGGAUGGCGGAUGGAUUAACAGCGGUGCUCUGUCCAUUGGUUGCGUAGGAGGGGCUCUGGUGAUUGUUCUUCUUCGAGGGCCGCAUGAGAAAGGCUGGAUAGGCUGGAGUGGCGGCUGGGAAGUGAGAGCGAAGAGGUUG